Colletotrichum tamarilloi is the source of this 567-nucleotide messenger RNA. RefSeq lists its product as uncharacterized. The transcript has a single exon. The coding region runs from base 1 to 567 and encodes 188 amino acids. The record is from RefSeq and is a predicted model, not a curated record. Lineage: Eukaryota; Fungi; Ascomycota; Sordariomycetes; Glomerellales; Glomerellaceae.
AUGUUUCAGCCUCCAUUCAAAGAUGAUUCUGUGAAGGAAACAUCCGGAGAUCUGCCCAGAUUUCCAGAGGAUUCCGGAGACAAGCCGUAUGCCGGAGAAAAAUGGAAUUCUGUCGGGCAAUUAGGCGUAUGGGCACCACUACCUGCGAAUGAGAAAAAUUAUGCACUCGAAGUCAAGCAUCGCGAGAAAGACCACAGGCCAAUCAUGAUUUUAUACCUCAAAAAUGACGAGAAGAAUGAGUACGAACCACGAAGCUUUGCCUGGCUCGAGCCACUCCACGAGAACCCUCCAGAAACAGGAAAGGACGAAACGUACAACCAUGUUUACAGCAAAAGUCUAUGGCGACCCCUAGAAGAGGCAGAAGGGCCGUACAAGUUGGACACCUCGUGUCCUACUAGUGGCAGGAACAUCGUAAUGAAAAUCGAAGCGGGAAUUCUGAGGAUGGCAUGGAUACCAGAACCGGGCAAGGAUGACCCGCCGAAAUGGCACGUGCUUGUGCCAGUAAACCAUCCAUUUCAAGACUCGGCUUUGAUGCAGUUAUUUAAAGGAAGUUUGGUUGUACCCUAA